AAAUAAUAAAAAAGCCUUUAUUCUUCUAGUAUCAUGUAUGGGGAGAGUAAGCCUGUCUCUACAUUGGAAUUGAAACCCUGAUUAUUCUGGUUAGCGUUGCGUGACCUAGAACCCCAGGACCAAAAGACUAGACACUAGUCUAAGCCGCCUUGUCACGCACGGAUUAGGAUAAGAACAAAAUGAUUCGUAUUACCGAAGAUCACGAAUAUUACAUGCGAUGCUUUGCUGUAUAUCAGAGUGGGUUCAACGCAGAAGCCAUCACUUGUAAAGCCCUUGCAGAUGAAACACCCGUUGCGCUGGAGAAAGUGUGGCCAAAUGCUGAACCAGGCAAAGAGAUUUCCGUUCUUAGCGUUGGAGGCGGUGCAGGAGCUAUAGAUAUCCCUAUGCUAUCUGCAAUAGCUCAGCACUUUGGUACAAACGACAAGAAAGCAACGAUCUAUAACACUGUUGUCGAACCAAACGUACCUUAUUUGAGAAAGUACAAAGAUCUGAUGGAAUGCCUUCCAGAAAAACGAGCAAGGAUUUACUGUGAAUUCUUUGAGAAAACGUUCCAGGAUUACGUUACUGAGCGAGGAAGUAACGCAAGAAAGUCUGACUUUGUUCACUUCAUACAUUCCCUCUACUAUAUCCCGAAGCCAGAGAUCCUAGAGUACACUUUUUACAACAUUUUAAAGGAGAAAGGAAUUAUUAUUGCCAUCCUUGUUUAUGGUGAUGGCGAGGGUGAGAAACGAGGAUGGCAAAUUGCUGAUUUUCAGGAGCGAUGUUUUGGGGAUAAAUUUCUAUCAGAUCUCGCCCUCGAUUCAGACCAUGUCAUCAAUAUCGCGAAGAAGAAUAACUGGCAAUACGAGACUCAUCGUUAUGUUAUUCCACACGACAUAAGUGAAGUUUUUACAAAUGAGGAAUCUGGAAAGAGUAACAUGCUUCUUGAUUUCUAUACCCAUUAUAAGAAUUUUAGGAAAACUGCCGGAAAGGAGAGAGUUACCGCUACUUUGGAGUUUAUUAAAAGUGUGUGUGAAACAGACAAAGAUGGCAGGUUACUGUUCAAGGAGGGAUUCGAUCUGGUUAUCAUAUACAAAGGCGAUACACUGAAAAAGAACGACUUAGGCUAAGUUCAAACGUCGUAUUAUCCAUGAGCCGUAUGGAAUACAAAUGCAUGCAAAUGAAGUUGAAAGUCGAUUCAUUUGCCUAUAUUUGCAUUGAAUACGGUUCAUUGAUAAUACGACGUUUGAAUUUAGCCUUAUAAACGGAUUCGCUUCAGUACUCUCUUCUUGGCUAUUGUAAGCGUGGAUUAUUAUUGGUCAAACGUUAAUUCUAUUUUAUUAAGAUUCACUUUGGACUAAAAAUCAAUCAACAACAUUUUACUAAAAGAUCAAUAAGCACCAUCUUCAUGUGAUUCUACUCAAGAGUUUUUUUAUCGUUAAUUUUGAAAUAUUGGGUAUUGAUAUAAUAUUUUUGUGAUGACAUGUAUGAUUGGUUCCUAUGUAAAUUGAUUCACAUAUCAAUAUCACAAUAUUGUGAGAUCAUUCUCCAAAAAAUAGCCAAAAAACAACAACAACCAUUAUUUACAAUUGUAAAACGAAAAUGGCCGAUCUUGUAUUUCAAUAUUAAUUUUUUGAUCCAACGGUAGGAGAUCGUGCUGUUUUAAAAAUCGAGAAAUUUAAUAACUGGUUGACUACAUGAUAUAGGAUAAUUGUUAUAAUAGGUUAGGGGAAUCAUAAAGGAAUUAAAACUAUGAUCGCUCUUGUAUUGAAGCACGAAGAUGACGAUUAAUACUUUGGGGUUGUUUAAUUUUUAUUUCAGAUAUAAAAAUACCUUAUCAGUUUCGAAAAUAUAUUUUCAAUGCAAUGUUAUGCUUUGGCAAUAAAAUGGAUCUGUUUACAUUGCAAGAUGGCGGGUUUAGUUUUAGAGUAAUAUAUUUACAUUCUCAAAUUGACAUAUCAUUUGCAUAGAUUUGAUUUUAAACAUUCGUUACACAACUCGGACGUGAAGUCGUUAUAUAAGGACAAGGAUACCUUGCUUAAAGAGGCUUUUCCGUAGUGUUACUCGUUUGUGCUUGUAUUCACAGUUUUGGCUUCUCGCGUCGAACCACGCGAAAACACCGAAACGCGAAUCGGUGGGUCGAGUACGCAGCUCUUACAAGCUGCAAUUUGAUUGGGCAAAUGAAUAAUAUCCGCACCUUGACACAAA
Molecule: messenger RNA, 2187 nt
Organism: Nematostella vectensis (starlet sea anemone)
Lineage: Eukaryota; Metazoa; Cnidaria; Anthozoa; Actiniaria; Edwardsiidae
Product: histamine N-methyltransferase-like
Exons: 1
Coding region: 180-1109 (309 amino acids)
Source: RefSeq, a predicted model, not a curated record